CAGGAAAAAAAAAUAUUGAGUUCACUAUGGUUAGAGAAUCACAAGAUGGCUGCAUCAUCAUGGUCAACACAGAAAUUAAACAACAAACAUUUCAAAUUACAAAAAUCUACGCUCCACCUAGGAGCGAAGAUAGAGUUCGCUUCUUUGAAAAUUGGACUCCACCCAUAGCAGAAGAAAGAAUAUGUAUCAUUGCUGUCCGUAAGGCCCUAAAAAGCCUAUACGAAUCACCAGCUCCUCAGAGCAAUGCAGACCAAGACCACUUUCAAUUUAAAUGGAUUAAAUCCGAAUGGAGUCUUAACAAGAAGAAAGACAUUUUUUGGCGCCUCAUUCAUAGGGCCUUACCUCUUGGGUACCGAUUGUUACACGUCGAUCCUAAUAGCCUUGGGGAUUGCCCUAAUUGCCUAAAAUGCCCUAUAAGUAGAAUUAUUUGGGAAACUGCCUACAAAGCUCUGAAGACAACGGAAGAGGACUCAAUUUCUCGAACAUUAGAUGAUAUCUUCAAGAAACACAAAACUGCAAUUUGGGUCAAGAUAAAAUUUGAAAUUAACCUUCUACACAGAAUACUUGGCCUAAAGGCCGCAAAAAGCCAGUUAAAAGAACAAUUAGCUGAGUAUGAAGCUAAGCAAAAAACUGAGUUUCAACAACAAGAAAUUAAGGAAUUGCAAGAGCUUAUUAAAUAUAUGACUGCUAAAGGAGAAACUGAAUGCAAGCUUGACACUAACACCAAAGCUCCUAUUGUCUUAUUUGAUAAAGCAGAAAAG
This is a messenger RNA of Dentiscutata erythropus, 761 nucleotides long. Lineage: Eukaryota; Fungi; Glomeromycota; Glomeromycetes; Diversisporales; Gigasporaceae. The record is from the annotation of a GenBank genome assembly.